UCCUCCACUUGGUCUCCCUCCCUGUCCGCGGAGAAGCAGGCCCCUCCCUUCCAGCGAGGCCCAGGCUUGUCCUGAGUGCUGGACCCUUGUCGUGGUGUCCCUCCCUGCAUCUUGGUCUCUUCGGCCUCAUACACAGGCUCCACAAAAUCCCCUCCCUUUCCAUAGAGCCUGGGCCCUGCCCCCUGCGGGACAGCGUGUUUGGAUUCCUGGCUUGUUUCUGCGAGAUAGAAGAUUCCCAGCCAGGAAGCCGUGAUGUGCGUGAGGAUGGCUCUUGCUCACCAGAGCCUCACAAAGAUAAUCGCUCAGGAAGUGUUUCAGCCAAUCCCGGGCGGCCUUACACUCUGCUUCGCCGGGGCAGCCAAUUGGGGAUGAGCUUUUAUUAGGCGGCCAGAUCAUCAAGCCGAAGUGCCAAACCCUUUUUCUGUGAGAACUAGGAGCCUGUCCUCCAUGUUUUAUAAGUAUUGACAUUACACAGUGUUAACAAUGCAUCCACAGAGCUUGGCCGAAGAGGAAAUAAAAACAGAACAGGAGGUGGUAGAGGGCAUGGAUAUCUCUACUCGCUCCAAAGAUCCUGGCUCCACAGAGAGAACAGCCCAGAAAAGAAAGUUCCCCAGCCCUCCGCACUCCUCCAAUGGCCACUCGCCACAGGACACAUCAACAAGUCCCAUUAAAAAGAAGAAGAAACCCGGCUUACUGAACAAUAACAAUAAGGAGCAGUCAGAACUAAGACAUGGUCCGUUUUACUAUAUGAAGCAGCCACUCACCACAGACCCUGUUGAUGUUGUACCACAGGAUGGACGGAAUGAUUUCUACUGCUGGGUUUGUCACCGGGAAGGCCAGGUCCUUUGCUGUGAGCUCUGUCCCCGGGUUUAUCACGCUAAGUGUCUGAGACUGACAUCGGAACCAGAGGGGGACUGGUUUUGUCCUGAAUGUGAGAAGAUUACUGUAGCAGAAUGCAUCGAGACGCAGAGUAAAGCCAUGACCAUGCUCACCAUUGAACAGCUCUCCUACCUGCUCAAAUUUGCCAUUCAGAAAAUGAAACAGCCAGGGACAGAUGCAUUCCAGAAGCCUGUUCCGUUAGAACAGCAUCCUGACUAUGCAGAAUACAUCUUCCAUCCUAUGGAUCUCUGUACAUUGGAAAAGAACGCUAAAAAGAAAAUGUAUGGGUGCACGGAAGCCUUCCUGGCCGACGCAAAGUGGAUUUUGCACAACUGCAUCAUUUAUAACGGAGGAAAUCACAAAUUGACACAGAUAGCGAAAGUAGUCAUCAAAAUCUGUGAGCAUGAGAUGAAUGAAAUCGAAGUAUGUCCAGAGUGUUACCUAGCUGCUUGCCAAAAACGAGAUAACUGGUUUUGUGAGCCUUGUAGCAAUCCACAUCCUUUGGUCUGGGCAAAACUGAAGGGGUUUCCAUUCUGGCCUGCAAAAGCUCUGAGGGAUAAAGACGGGCAGGUUGAUGCUCGUUUCUUUGGACAACAUGACAGGGCCUGGGUUCCAAUAAAUAAUUGCUACCUCAUGUCUAAAGAAAUUCCUUUUUCUGUGAAAAAGACGAAAAGCAUCUUCAACAGUGCAAUGCAAGAGAUGGAGGUGUACGUGGAGAACAUCCGCCGGAAGUUCGGGGUUUUUAACUACUCGCCCUUCCGGACGCCCUACACCCCCAACAGCCAGUACCAAAUGCUGCUCGAUCCCAGCAAUCCCGGCGCCGGCGCCGCCAAGAUCGACAAGCAGGAGAAGGUCAAGCUCAACUUCGACAUGACGGCGUCCCCCAAGAUCCUGAUGAGCAAGCCCAUGCUGAGCGGCGGCGCGGGCCGCCGGAUCUCCUUGUCCGACAUGCCGCGCUCCCCCAUGAGCACAAACUCUUCCGUGCACACGGGCUCCGACGUGGAGCAGGACGCCGAGAAGAAGGCCACGUCGAGCCACCUCAGCGCCAGCGAGGAGUCCAUGGACUUCCUGGACAAGAGCACAGCUUCACCAGCCUCUGCCAAGACGGGACAAGCAGGGAGUGUGUCCGGAAGCCCGAAAACGUUCUCUCCUCAAGCGUCAACGCCCAUCGCGACGAAAACGGACAAAACCUCCACCACCGGCAGCAUCCUGAAUCUUAACUUGGAUCGGAGCAAGGCCGAGAUGGACCUGAAGGAGCUGAGCGAGUCGGUCCAGCAGCAGGCGGCGCCCGUGCCACUCCUCUCGCCCAAGCGCCAGAUCCGCAGCCGAUUCCAGCUAAAUCUCGACAAGACCAUCGAGAGCUGCAAAGCCCAGUUAGGCAUCAAUGAAAUCUCGGAAGAUGUUUACACGGCCGUAGAGCACAGCGAUUCGGAGGAUUCAGAGAAGUCCGAUAGUAGUGAUAGUGAGUAUAUCAGUGAUGAUGAGCAGAAGCCCAAGAAUGAGCCAGAAGACACAGAAGACAAAGAGGGUGGUCGGCUGGAGAAAGAGCCAGCGGCUGUCAAAAAAAAGCCCAAGCUGGCAAACCCAGGGGAGACGAAGGAGGAGCUGAAGGGCUCGUCGCCGGCCAGCGAGAAAGCAGACCUGAGCGCGGUCAAGGAAAAGGCCAGCCCCCAGCCCGAGAAGGACUUUCCAGAAAAAGCAAAAGCCUCCCCUCACCCUGCCAAGGACAAACCGAAGGGAAAAGAUGAGACGGAUUCCCCAACAGUGCACUUGGGCCUGGACUCUGAUUCAGAGAGUGAACUUGUCAUAGAUUUAGGAGAAGACCAUACUGGGCGGGAGGGUCGAAAAAAUAAGAAGGAACCUAAAGAAACGUCCCCCAAGCAGGAUGUUGUAGGUAAAGCUCCACCAUCCACGACGGCGGGCAGCCAGUCCCCACCCGAGACUCCGCUCCUCACUCGCUCCUCCGCCCAAACUCCCACGGCCAGUGUCACGGCCACCACCAGUACCACGGCCACCGUCACGGCCCCGGCCGCCCCCGCCGCCCCCACCGCCGCCGCCACGGGAAGCCCAGUGAAAAAGCAGAGGCCGCUCUUACCGAAGGAGACUGCCCCGGCCGUGCAGCGGGUCGUGUGGAACUCGUCAAGUAAGUUUCAAACGUCUUCCCAAAAGUGGCACAUGCAGAAGAUACAGCGUCAGCAGCAGAGCCAGCCGCAGAGCGAGCCGCAGCCACAGUGCUCCCAGGGGACGAGAUAUCAGACCAGACAGGCCGUGAAAGCCGUGCAACAGAAGGAGAUCACGCAGAGCCCCUCGACCUCCACCAUCACCCUGGUGACCAGCACUCAGUCGUCACCUCUGGUCACCAGCUCGGGGGCCACGAGCACCCUCGCGUCCUCAGUCAGCGCAGACCUGCCCAUCGCCACGGCUUCUGCUGAUGUCGCUGCCGACAUUGCCAAGUACACUAGCAAAAUGAUGGAUGCAAUAAAAGGAACCAUGACAGAAAUCUACAACGAUCUUUCUAAAAACACUACCGGGAGCACAAUAGCCGAGAUCCGCAGGCUGAGGAUCGAGAUAGAGAAGCUGCAGUGGCUGCACCAGCAAGAGCUCUCAGAGAUGAAGCACAAUUUGGAGCUGACCAUGGCGGAGAUGCGGCAGAGCCUGGAGCAGGAGCGGGACCGGCUCAUCGCCGAGGUGAAGAAGCAGCUGGAGCUGGAGAAGCAGCAGGCGGUGGACGAGACCAAGAAGAAGCAGUGGUGUGCCCACUGCAAGAAGGAAGCCAUCUUCUACUGCUGCUGGAACACCAGCUACUGCGACUACCCGUGCCAGCAGGCGCACUGGCCCGAGCACAUGAAGUCCUGCACGCAGUCAGCUACUGCUCCGCAGCAGGAAGCAGACGCCGAGGUGAGCACAGAAACACUCAACAAGUCGUCCCAGGGCUCCUCUUCCGGCACCCAGGCUGCCCCCACGGAAACCGCCAGCACCUCGAAAGACAAGGAGCCGCCCGCCGAGAAGGGCAAGGACAGUGGCUCGACCACCCCCGCGGCAGCAAGUCUAGUUGCUGGGGCAGCGGCGACGAGAAGCGCGGAUCCGCCCGUGCCGAGCACGGAGCAGGCGCCAGUUCGAAGAGUCUCCUCCCGAAAGAGUCUCGGCUGGACACCUUCUGGGACUAGGGACAAGGCACGACACAAGCCACCCACCCCAUGGAGGAAGAAGAAACCAGACACCAGGGCCACGGGAAACAGCAAGGAGCCCUGAGCCGGGAGAGCCCCCUGCCAACUCGGGCAUUCCAGACGCCCGGACUUGGCCUUGGCCCUGGCCCUGGCAGUGAGGGCGGCCGACACUACACAGCGUCCGGCGUUAGCUAGCGUUGACCCAGGACUGCUUGACCCACAGGAAACCUAUGCUUUAGAUGUAAAUAAUGUACAAUUUGUGGAUGUCACUGAACCCAGAAUACCUUCCCCUUUUUAUAUUUGUAUUGACUUUAACUUAUAAAAAAAAAAAAAAAAAGAAAAAGAAAAACAAUUAGGAAAAAAAAAACACCCAACAAGAAAAAGAAUGUUUAGACGGAGGAGGAGGAGGAGGAGGGAUGUUUGGUCAGCCCGUCUGUCCCCGCGGCCCGGAGACCAGGCCUCGUCCUCGGAUGCUGCGGGGGGGAAAGAGAGCCGUUUUCACCCAUUUGUCUGUAAGCAGCCCCUUGGAAUCCGGAGAUUCCGGCCCAGAAUCUGUGCGCUUAUGGGCGCAUCACGUCAAGCCAUCGGCCCCUUUCCAGUACAACAUUCCCGUGUUCCAAAAUGCCAAGCUCUCCAGCCCAGAAGGACACGGGGAAGCUGGUGUACUUGGUGUGAUUUCGGCGAUGACUACUGAAAAGGGAAGAACCCGGCCCUUGUUUAAGGAAGCUGCAGGUCCCCGCCCCGGCGCACAAGGGAACCGAGAAAGCCGGAGGCGUCCUGAGCUCGGGAACAAAGAGAAAUCUUGGCCUGGCUCUGCGGUUCCUUUUCCCCGCGCACUCACAGGUGCCCGGCUAGACGCCGCGCUGCUGAGGCGGGCCCCGCGCAGAGGACGGGGAGUCUGGGACGAAGCAUGUAUGUAUUAUUUAUACUGGGAUUUCACGUUUUUCUGUAAAAGCAUGAAGCCAAGGCAGGGGGAGAGGACGCCAGCCGCCGGCCGUGCUCCCCGUCACACUACGUAUGCGGUAGUACCAUUUUGUAUGUUGUGUUGAACAAAACGCAUCGAACAAAGCAACAGGCGAUGUAUGUAUAUGAGAAAAUUAAUUGUACGAUAUCAUUCCAGCACAUUCUGUUGUAUAUUUUAGUCCCGUUUACUUUCUCUUCAUUGUUGAUAAGAGGAUGUGAAUUGUACAGUUUCCAGCUAGUUCCCCAUAUUAGAGACGAACUAAAAAGAGAGUAUAGAAGAAAAAGAGAAAGAGCAUUUGUGAAUUGCAGGUGUCAAAAAAAAUAGCCUAGCUGGCCUUAUUUGUGAAGCCUAAUUGCUUUUAGCAUAUGGAAGUAUUUUUUCACAUUUUCUUUGUAUAAAAUUUGUAUUAAACUUAAAUAUCUUUUUCGA
Suricata suricatta (meerkat) is the source of this 5439-nucleotide messenger RNA. RefSeq names its product zinc finger MYND-type containing 8 (gene ZMYND8). Bases 484 to 4131 code for a protein of 1215 amino acids. Lineage: Eukaryota; Metazoa; Chordata; Mammalia; Carnivora; Herpestidae. The record is from RefSeq and is a predicted model, not a curated record. The transcript is spliced from 22 exons. Gene Ontology annotation, molecular function: protein binding. Gene Ontology annotation, biological process: regulation of DNA-templated transcription.